Molecule: messenger RNA, 804 nt
Organism: Leptosia nina
Lineage: Eukaryota; Metazoa; Arthropoda; Insecta; Lepidoptera; Pieridae
Source: the annotation of a GenBank genome assembly
AUGGCGCUGAUUUUAAAAGGCGCUGUUAAGUUAUAUUACUAUUUAAAUGAGGAGAUUAUCGAUGAAAGAACGCGUGAUUGGCCAUUGAUAGGGUCCCCAUGGCCGGGGUUGGGCUUAUUAACGAUUUAUUUAUUUACUGUGUUAAAAUGGCUCCCGAACUACAUGAGAGACAGGCCCGCGUACGAUUUGAAGGGUCUAAUAGCUGUGUACAACGCUUUACAAAUUGGCUUUUGUGCGUAUGUUGUGUACCAUAGCCUUCGACUCGGUUGGUUGAACCAUUAUUCACUGCUAUGUCAUCCGGUAGACUACGGACCUUGGAGCAUCGAAUACGCCUGGAAAGUGUGUUAUGGAUACUUUGCGAUUAAACUUGUUGAUUUAUUCGACACGAUAUUUUUCGUUCUACGCAAAAAACAGAAUCAAGUAACAUUCCUGCACGUCUAUCAUCAUUUUGGCAUGGUAGCUGUAGCCUGGGGCAUGGUGAAAUGGGUGCCAGGAGGACACAUAACUAUGUUGGUAACGAUAAAUUCGUUCGUCCACAUUAUAAUGUACGCAUACUACCUGCUAACAACCAUUGACGAUUCCUUCAAAAAAUCUCUUUGGUGGAAGAAACAUGUGACGCAAGUACAGAUAACGCAAUUCAGCAUACUGCUCCUUCAUUUUCUUGCGCUAGCAUUUGCACCGAACUGCCCCUUCCCCCGCACACCUGCGUAUAUCCUCAUACCGCAAAAUCUGUUCAUGGUUAUACUCUUUUGCGACUUCUACUACCGUGCUUAUAUUAAGCCGAAUAAAACAAAAACAGAUUAG